This is a messenger RNA of Cuscuta campestris, 657 nucleotides long. Lineage: Eukaryota; Viridiplantae; Streptophyta; Magnoliopsida; Solanales; Convolvulaceae. The record is from the annotation of a GenBank genome assembly.
GUAUUUUUUUAGGACAUUUUUUUAUUUUUAAAAACAAUCCUCUCGUCCCCUCCAACAUAACAGGCCGGCCCUAAACCAACCUUCACGUUAGGGUUUUUAGACGAAAAAAGGAGAGAUUGCAAUCACUUCGCAGAGCGGCAGGAGAUACAAUCGGAGGAGAGGAAGAAGAAGAAGAAGAUGCCGAAGCAAAUCCACGAGAUUAAAGACUUUCUCCUGACGGCGAGGAGGAAGGACGCCCGUUCAGUGAAGAUAAAGAAGAACAAGGACUCCGUCAAGUUCAAGGUCCGUUGCUCCAAGUAUCUCUACACCCUCUGCGUCUCCGACUUCGAGAAGGCCAAUAAGCUCAAGAAAUCCCUUCCCCCCGGUUUGAGCGUGCAAGAUCUGUAAGGAGAUGGUACGCUCGUUUGGUUGCUCGAUUUAUGUCGGGAGGUUUAUCUUUGAUGCGUUUUUUUUAAUUUGAAAAAGAAAGCAAUGUCAAUUGAGGAUCUCUUAGCUUGUUGCUUAAUUUUACCUGUCAUGGGUUUUGAUGCUAGAUUUUGUUCGGUUUGUUGAUUUCUCCUUUCCUUUUACUUGAAGACUGAUUUGCAGUGAUUUUGCUGAAAACGAAUGGUUUACAGACAUGUUUGUACCUCAAGAUUAUAGCUUUUAGGAUUUUUU